GACUAGGCCUGAAACCAGUGAGUCUCUUCCCAAGAUGGCCAUUUCUAUGGAUGAAUCAUCGCAGGAGAGACACACAUGUGACAGCCCCCAGGACUUCAAAUUGGGAGAAGGUUUGGAAUAUGAUGUCAAGUUAGAAAAGAAGCAGAGAAACCAGGAAAAUCAUUCAGGCCACUUGAAAGUUACCUCCCAGGAAACUCUUCCUAAAGAGCAAAGUGAAGAAUGUCUUAACGUUGAGAAAAGCUUCAGUCUGGAGUCAUUCAUUUCUCUACAGCAGAAGGAUCCUGUCACAGCAAGUCAACAUGAAUGUGAUACCGAUGAAAAGAACUUCAGGCAAUAUUCAAACCUGGUUAAACAUAUAGAAAUCAACUCAGGGAAUACAUUUUCUAAUUGUAAUGAAUGGGAGACAUGCUUCAAUUAUCAGUCUGACCUUAUUCAUUUUCAUAGAAACCCUAAUGGAGAGACAGCUUAUAAAAAUAGUCAGUGUGAGAAAGUCAUUAGCUGGGGCACAGACUUCAUUGGACAACAGAAGAUUCACACUGGAGAAAAACCUUAUAAGUGUAAUGAGUGUGGGAAGGCCUUUAGCCAGAGCACAAAACUUAUUUACCAUCAGAAAAUUCAUACUGGUGAGAAACCCCAUAAAUGUAAUGAAUGUGGUGUUUCCUUCAUGCAUCACUCAUCCCUUACUUACCAUCAGAGAUUUCAUACUGGAGAGAAAGCUUAUGAAUGUAAUCAGUGUGGGAAGGCCUUCAGCUGGAGCACAGAUCUUAUUAGACAUCAGAGAAUCCACACUGGAGAAAAGCCUUAUAAAUGUAAUGAAUGUGGGAAGGCCUUUAUCCAGAAUACAAAGCUUAUUUAUCAUCAGAAAAUUCAUACUGGAGAGAAACCCCAUAAGUGUAAUGAAUGUGGUACAGCCUUCAUCCAUCACUCAUCUCUUACCUACCACCAGAGAGUUCAUACUGGAGAGAAACCUUAUCAAUGUAAUCAAUGUGGGAAGGCCUUUAGGCGUAGUACAGACCUGAUUAGACAUCAGAAAAUUCAUACUGGAGAAAAGCCUUAUAAAUGUAAUAUAUGUGGGAAAGACUUCACUCAGAGCUCAUCCCUUACUGUACAUCAGAGAAUUCAUACUGGAGAAAAACCCCACAAAUGUAACGAAUGUGGCAAGGCCUUCAGUGAACACUCAUCCCUUAUUUGUCAUCAGAGAAUUCAUACUGGGGAGAAAUCUUAUGAAUGCAAUCAAUGUGGGAAGGCCUUCAGGCAGAGUGCAAACCUUACUGUACAUCAGAGAAUUCAUACUGGAGAGAAACCUCAUGAAUGUAAUGAAUGUGGUAAAACCUUCAUCCAACAUUCAUCUCUCAUUUAUCAUCAGAGAAUUCAUACUGGAGAGAAAUCUUAUGAAUGCAGUGAAUGUGGAAAGGCCUUCAGACGGAGCACUGACCUUAUUAGACAUCAAAAAAUUCAUACUGGAGAGAAGCCUUAUAAAUGUAGUGAAUGUGGAAAGGCCUUCAUUCGGAGUUCCUCUCUUUCUGUACAUCAGAGAAUUCAUACUGGAGAAAAACCUUAUGAAUGUAGUCAUUGUGGGCAGGCUUUUAGCUGGAGUAGAGACCUUAUCAGACAUCAGAAUAUUCAUACUGGAGAGAAGCCAUUUAAAUGUAAUGAAUGUGGGAAGGCCUUUACUCGUAGGUCUUCCCUUACUGUACAUCAGAGAAAUCAUACUGGAGAGAAACCUUAUGAAUGUAAUCAAUGUGGGAAGGGCUUCAGUAGGAGCACAGAACUUAUUAGACACCAGAAAAUUCAUAGUGGCGAGAAGCCUUAUAAGUGUAAUCAAUGUGGGAAGGCUUUUGGCUGGAGCACAGACCUUAUAAGACAUCAAAAAAUCCAUAGUGGAGAGAAGCCUUAUAAAUGUAAUGAAUUUAAUCCAAUUCAGUUUAAUGAACAUUUAUUAGCCUACUUUAUGCAAGGCCCUAUGCUAGACACUGGGGAUACAAAAAGAGAAAUGAUGCAAUCCCUGACCUCAAUGAGCUUACAUUCUAUUGAAAGGAACAAUAUGUACACAGAUAACUAAAUACAUUGUAAUUUCUUGGGUUGGAAGCAAA
Trichosurus vulpecula (common brushtail) is the source of this 2093-nucleotide messenger RNA. RefSeq names its product zinc finger protein 260-like. Lineage: Eukaryota; Metazoa; Chordata; Mammalia; Diprotodontia; Phalangeridae. Gene Ontology annotation, molecular function: RNA polymerase II cis-regulatory region sequence-specific DNA binding; DNA-binding transcription factor activity, RNA polymerase II-specific. The transcript has a single exon. The record is from RefSeq and is a predicted model, not a curated record. Gene Ontology annotation, biological process: regulation of transcription by RNA polymerase II. Bases 35 to 2062 code for a protein of 675 amino acids.